AUGUAUUCUUCCACUUGUUCAACAAUUUAUUGCCUAUAUAGCUAUUUGGAUAGCACAAUCAAGACUGCUAACCCUAAUUCAACACCGGUUGUUUCUGGCACUUGUUCCCGGAAAACCGCGCUACCACUCUGCACCGACAACACCAGCGAGCACCAUUGGCACUCGUGUGUAGGAGCGUUGCAAGGAACGACGGUGCUAUUGAACAAUCGCGAGGAGCAGUGCUGCCGCGUGAGGCCGAUGCGGUGUGUAGUUGCCAUGAAUUCGCCUUUUGUGAAUUCCGUUACUGGGAACAAGAAUCCUACGAUUAAAGAACAGCACAUGACAGGGAUGCCUAAGAGAAGUCAAGAAGCCAAGAGAGGAUCCUCAUCCAGUCAAAUGGAUCCGAAUGCCCCCAAAAUGGAUAUUAAGUCCAUAAUGAAAGAUAUAGAGUUUUUAGGGUCAUCGCAUAUGACAUGGAAACAGAGGAAAGAGUUGGAAAACCGGAAGGUCGUUUCUCUUGGUGGAAAGCCUCAAAAAACACAGAAAUUACCUCUUAGUGUAGCGCGAGUGCAAAUGAAGAAACAAAAGGAAAGAGAGCAGAAAAUGCUCCAAGAGAAUGCAAUACUUGGAAGAUUUGGAGUGUAUCAUCAUACUAGUGGUACUAAAAAGGUGACCGAGAGGCGCCGACAGGAAGACACAGUGCUGAAGUCCACUGAAGGUCAUUUCAGAAAUGGUGUCCUUGACGUCAAAAGUUUAUUGAAACCUUCUGCACCUAGAGCCACCAAUGAAAGCAGCAGACAUGUUAUUGGCAAAGGGAAGAAAAAGAAGGGCGGUAAAAAGAGCCACGGUAAGAGAAAGAAUGGUGGUAAGAAGCGGCACUAG
Molecule: messenger RNA, 861 nt
Organism: Fraxinus pennsylvanica
Lineage: Eukaryota; Viridiplantae; Streptophyta; Magnoliopsida; Lamiales; Oleaceae
Source: the annotation of a GenBank genome assembly